Molecule: messenger RNA, 3186 nt
Organism: Chiloscyllium plagiosum (whitespotted bambooshark)
Lineage: Eukaryota; Metazoa; Chordata; Chondrichthyes; Orectolobiformes; Hemiscylliidae
Gene: irx6a
Product: iroquois homeobox 6a
Biological process (GO): cell development; neuron differentiation; regulation of transcription by RNA polymerase II
Cellular component (GO): nucleus
Molecular function (GO): RNA polymerase II cis-regulatory region sequence-specific DNA binding; DNA-binding transcription factor activity, RNA polymerase II-specific
Source: RefSeq, a predicted model, not a curated record
UGUCGGAGGAGGUCAAAUAAUUGCCUCUCUCCCGGGUGUGACACUACCUCCCUCGCCUGUUCCGCGUCAGUUUGUACUUUAUUGCAUCUCCGCUCUCGUUUUCAUUUCGUUUGACGUCUUUUCGGAUUUUGCCUCAGUUCAUUGUGCGGGGGUGGGUGGGAGGACGCGCUGAGAUGAUUUUCAUCAGAAUCAACCAAUUAAGGCAAAAACGGCCAACAUUACGAGCCCGCGUGAAAACAGCGUGUGGCCCAUUUUCUGCUUGUUCAUUCACCCCUCCUGCCAACUACUACCGAGUUAGGUGACAGAGUUGUGACCCCGCUGUUUGCUUCUUUUAAAAAAAUGGGUUGGAGAAUCAUUGGGAAACUUAGUGAUGAUGCGGCACCGAUAAUGCUAAAUUUGAACAAGUGUCCUUAUUGAUUGUAUUUGUGAUGGAGGGAUGUUUUAAGGAUCCCCAUUGGAAUGAAGUGAAGUUAAAGGUGCUGUGUUAAAGUCAUAACUCCUGUACGUUGAGACAGACAUGGUGGGGGAGGCGGUAGGGGAGGAUGGGUUAAAAAUGCAACCUUUGAAAACUGUCGCAACCUUCCAAUUCCCCGAGAUUCCCCUCAAUCCUGUCGCGGUGAGCUUCGGGAUAUUUUUGCAAUGUUUGCAACUAAGACCCUGCCAGUACCUGAGCAGCCGUCGGCGCGCAUCCGAAAGCGAGGGAGAGCAUGAGAACCAAGUGUUGAGUGUAUCUAGGAAUAUUCCACGUUGCAGAUGAUUGACAAAAACACCGUGCUAUCCGUUCUGUCCGGCCGAUUCGGGAUUAACGUGACGUCACGCUGAUACCUUUCCCUGGAUGAGGAAAGGAAGGAGAGUGGCAAAUUCUAACCGGCAGUAGCCUCUAGAGCAGGCUUGCACUUCCGUCCGGUUUUUUUUUUAACCCUCUUCAGCUACAUUUCAUCCAUAAACCAUGCCUUAAGAUGAACACCCCCGGUAAGCUUUGAACUGCCAGUGUACGGCGCCUUCCGAUUUCUAAACUGGAAUCCUUUCUAAUGAAGUCAAAGGCCAUGUAUCGGGGAGAAGGGGCAUCCUGAACUAGGAUUUGCUCCCCAAACUAUCAGGAGGAAAUCUUCCUAUGGUGGCACAGGGAGCAGUGAUGUCGUUCUCUCAAUUUGGAUAUCCCUACAACACAGCGUCCCAGUUCUUCGUGUCGGCCAGUCCCGGAGCGACGUGCUGCGAAGCCGGCUCCAGACCUGUGACUGAAGGGUGCGCCGGGCCGGCCCAAGCUGCUGUUUGCUGCCCUCCCUAUGAUAACAGAUUGCUGACCAACGCCAGGACUGAGAUUAACGCGGCGGCCGCGGCCCUGGGCAUGUACAGCAGCUCUCCCUAUGCAACUGCAGCCAGCCAGGGCUACGGGAACUAUUUGGCGUACAGUACCGACUCUUCAGCCUUGUACUCCUCCCUGAAUUCCCAGUAUGAAAUUAAAGAUGGCACUGGGAGUUUACACUCGGGAGUUGCUGCAGCAGCUACCUACUACCCGUAUGACCACUCCUUGGGGCAGUACCAGUAUGACAGGUGUGCCACCAUGGACUUCAGCAGCAACUCUCGGCGCAAAAACGCGAGCCGAGAAACCACCAGCACUCUGAAGACUUGGCUUCACGAGCACAGGAAGAACCCUUAUCCCACCAAAGGCGAGAAGAUCAUGUUGGCCAUCAUCACCAAGAUGACUCUGACUCAAGUCUCCACUUGGUUCGCGAACGCCAGGAGGAGGCUGAAGAAGGAGAACAAGAUGACCUGGUCUCCGAGAAACAAAGGGGGGGAUGAGAAGAAAGAGGACAGCGAGAAAAAAGACGGGGACCAAUAUAGUGCGGAGAGCGGGGCGAAAGAUGAGAAAGAAUAUGGAGAUGACAAAGAGUUGAGACUGAGUGAUCUGGAGGAUUUGGACGAUGAGGAAUCGGGAAAAGUGGACCAAGACAAGGCCCCAUGCGGCCCCAGGCAAGCGCUGGUGGAGGGAAGUGACCGUAACGUGUCGCCUCCAGGCAAUCCGCACACAUUCUCCUGCUCGAAGGGUGAUUCCAGCCUCGCCCCACACUUUCUAGAAACCAUCAGCAAUAAGCCACCAGUUUCUAUGGCAGGCACCAGUUUCCAGCAGCGCUUUGGGACAGCAGAGAAGCCGAGAAUUUGGUCUCUAGCACAUACAGCAGCCUCCAACACUCUGGUGGCUUGUGAGAGCGGCCAGUCGCGGACAGUUCGGUACUGCGCCGAGGUGAGGCCGAGCCAGGCCACGGUCAACCAAGUCGAUGAUAUCCUAUCUCUUCGAGACUCUUCACAUGCAGCCCGCAUUCUGAGAACUUCUGCAUUCAAUUUACAAACGCUUGUGGCCACUGGUCAGCUGCACUGUGCUUCCUACCCCGCACUAGGCAACUGCCAGUAUACAUCAGGGACUGAAGGAUUUCUGAGGCAUGGGAAAUCUGAUGUGGGAUCAGUGGAGAUGACAGAAACAUGCCCACUGCACCCAGAGGGGAAGCUGAGGAGAGCCUUCAGACCUGUCCUGAAGAGGUGAGGCUUGUUUAGACCAGAACGCUGUAAACCAAGUGGAUGCCGCACAACUCUUUUUAUUGUAUGCACUAGUGAUUGACAAUACACUGGAAAUGAGACAGGAUCCGUUUCUUCCGAGCACUGGCAUUGACUGUAAAACUGAUUCGCUUUGACUUAACCAGUGGCCAAUGAUCCCAUUCAAGAGAAAACAGAAAGGGCGCUUCCAAUGGGGUUUCCUUGCACGGACUUACUUGUUCUAACUCGGGAAAAAUGUACCAAGAAUCAGGGGAGGCCGUUGGGCUGUUCGACGAAAUAUACCUUACAAUAAUGAUGAAAGCACUUCACAUCUUGCCGCCCAGCGCUUUUAGUUUUCGAUUUAUUUUUACCGUUUUAAUUGGAGCACGCGUUGUUUGCAAUUUACUCUUUGAUUCAAAACUACUUUGCGUUUUAUACAGAUACGUACACUGGUUUACAUUAGAGUCCCACAUCGCCCCCACCUUCAACUCGCCCCACCCCCGCCACUUUAUUUAGUUUGUGCUGUGAAAUGGGAAUAAAUUACACUUGUCAAACCUGUGUAAUGUGAUAAUUGUAAAAAAAAACUGCAGACUCACGGUGACCUAUUUACAAACGAAGGUAUGAUUUAUGCAAUUAAAUUAAUCAUAUAAAUUG